AUGAGGCAGAUGGCACUGAGACGUCUACAAGUCCAACAAUCGGAGGAUGCGGCAGCGCAGGCUGCAGUGACGCCGAUGGCAUUGACAGUUGCCCCCAUUCCGUCGCCAGUGGCAGAACCCCCUAGAACUGGCAUACCUCUCCAACCGGUAUAUACUCCACCAGGCACGCACGAGGGGCCACCACCACCGGCCCCAAAAUGCCGACCAGCGCAACCAUGGAUGACCCGGCCUGUACGGGGAGGGAGGAGGAUAUGGUCACCCCUGCAGGCCUCGAAAGGCGAUCUCAAGGUUAGCAGCGGUAGUUAUCACGCGCUCCAAGAGGACGAGCUGGAUGAGACCGAAACGUCCUCGAAUUCUGUUAAUAGCGAUACCCAUGAUCUGCCAAGGCAAGCAUCAAGUAAGAUGACGGAUCGGGAUGCGUCUCCCAAGAAGGGACCACCCACGUUGACACCUGAGGAUCUAGCACGACAAACAGCAGCCGCCAGGAGAGGACAGGUGUCUGUUGUUGCGGGCCCAACGCUUUUGGCCAAUAAACGCCGGGAGCGUUCAACAUGUGAGCGGCUAAUUAAACAGUUGUCACUAGGGACAAGUCACGCGAUCCCCAUGGAACCAAUGCCUCAUGCUGAACCCAUGCAUGUGACAGAAUCGGUACAGAUUUUGGGGCUCCGUGAAGUCGCCACACCGGCCACGGGCAAUUGUUUGGCGAUAGCCAUAGCUCAAGCUCUCGCAGAAUCUGCUUUGGACAACCCUACCAAGGACCUUGAGAUUUUAACGGCUAGUAUUAAACGGGGAAUCUCCAACGCCGGACUACUAAAUUUGGAGGAUCAAAUGGCUCGUGACGUACGGGUUCAUGCUUUAAAGAACGUUGGCAGAGCCUCCCCUUCCAACAGAGAAGCCCUGGUUGAGGAGCAUAUCUGGGGUGGAAGUGACAAUCUUGGAAUGGCAGCCAAUUUUUUGCAUCGCACUAUCUAUGUGUUGAACUGUGGCCGCGGAACGGGUAACUGGAGUGGUCGCAAGUAUUGUUCUGCUACGAUCAACAGACACGGUCGAGUAGUGGAAACUGCCAAAUAA
This is a messenger RNA of Peronospora matthiolae, 1071 nucleotides long. NCBI's taxonomy places the organism in Eukaryota, Oomycota, Peronosporomycetes, Peronosporales, Peronosporaceae. The record is from the annotation of a GenBank genome assembly.